Lathyrus oleraceus (garden pea) is the source of this 861-nucleotide messenger RNA. RefSeq lists its product as uncharacterized. The record is from RefSeq and is a predicted model, not a curated record. The transcript has 2 exons. NCBI's taxonomy places the organism in Eukaryota, Viridiplantae, Streptophyta, Magnoliopsida, Fabales, Fabaceae. Bases 1 to 861 code for a protein of 286 amino acids.
AUGGGUCAAAUCGCUCAGCAACUAGCUUCGAGUUCUCAAGCACAAGGUGCCCUACCCAGUGCAAUCGUGACAAAUCCUAGAGAGCAUAAUAAUGUGAGCACGGUGACAACAAGAAAUGGUAAAUCAGAUGAAGUUGUCGAGCAAGUGGAUGAAGAGGAAGACCAAUUGAUCGGAGUGGACCUUGAGAUCAAAGAAAAUGAAGUUGUUAGGGAAGAAGUGGUAGCACCGAAACCUGUUGUAAAAGAAACAGUCACUGAGCCCAAGCCAGUUGUUAAGCUUCCCUUCCCCACUAGAAACAAGAAAAAAGGACAACAUGAGAAAAACUUUGAAAAAUUCUUAGAGUUGUUCAAGAAGCUGGAGAUUAACAUUCCUUUAUUGGAGGCACUUGAAAAAAUGCCUACUUAUGCCAAGUUCAUGAAGGAUAUCAUUUCAAAGAGGCGUACCACCGACACUAACCCGAUUAUUCUAACCGAAACUUGUAGUACUAUUUUGCAGGGUAUGAAGAUUCCGAUAAAGAAGAAAGAUCGAGGAGUUGUCACCAUCCCAUGUACUAAUGGACAUAGGUCGUUCAACAAAGCUCUUAUUGAUCUGGGAGUUAGUGUGAGUCUCAUGCCAUUACCCAUUUACAAGAAGCUUGAAGAUGAAGAGAUCCCCCUCAUUUUGGGGAGACCCUUUUUGGAAACGGGACGGUGCUUGAUAAACAUAGAAGAAGGAACAAUGACAUUGAAGGUUUAUGAUGAGGAAUUGAAAAUCGAUGUUCAAAACACCAUGAGGUACAAGGAUGAUAUUUGUACCAGUUAUACUAUAGAGGUUCUGGAUCAGGUGAUGACAUAUGAUAGUCCUUUGAAUGCACCUCAGUAA